This is a messenger RNA of Schizosaccharomyces osmophilus, 213 nucleotides long. RefSeq lists its product as uncharacterized. The transcript is spliced from 2 exons. The record is from RefSeq and is a predicted model, not a curated record. The coding region runs from base 1 to 213 and encodes 70 amino acids. NCBI's taxonomy places the organism in Eukaryota, Fungi, Ascomycota, Schizosaccharomycetes, Schizosaccharomycetales, Schizosaccharomycetaceae.
AUGGCUCUUAAAUUUGGUAAAUCCAAGGAACCAUCUACCAUACCAUUGACACUUUCCAAGGUUUAUCAAGCUCUUUUGGGAAUCGGUGUUGCCCAUCCGUUGAAUAACGGUGAAGUCGUUAAAAACACCACUUCGAUUGCUGUUGCUACCCAUGAAAGCUUUAAAACUAUAACUUCUGUUGCUCCUCCAGUUUAUUAUACUGGCAAAUCUUAA